AUGCACGGAAAAUUUGAUGAAAAUGUAAACCUAGAGACCUUUGAUUCUCCAGAGAAGAAUUCUGUUCCCAUGCUUGAGUAUAAGAAAGGAAUAGAUGCAAUGAAUACAGAUGACUCUCAGCUUCAGGAGCGGAAAGAUCUUGAAGGAAGUGUUCAAAAAGAAUCGGACGUACGGAGAAAUGAGAAUAAGUCAAACUACAUUAUUGGAACUUUGGUCAUGGUGACUUGAGUCCUUGUUCUUACUUUGAAGCAUACCUUAAUCAGAAUGAUGUCUUUUGCCAGUCCGUAUAUCUCAGUCUACGAUAUAAUUUUCUUCAGAGGACUAGUGAUGGCUAUUUUUAGCUCCUGAUUCUCUUUAGCAUCCAAAUCAUAUAAACAGGUUCCCGGACUACCAAAGAUAGCGCUGUUCUUUAUAAUCUUGAGAUCUUUUCUAGGAGUGAUAAAUUAUUCUUCAGAGAGUUACACUGUGGCCAGGCUUCCACUUUCAAAGUCAACUCUGAUCUUUAGCUGCAGUGCGAUCACUUGAGCAUUAUUAGCUUGGGUCUUUUUAAGAGAACGUUUUGGAUGGACAUAUGUGAUCUGAUUGAUUGGAGGAAUUUUAGGUGUUUAUGUACUCUCCAUGAGUAAGGAAGAUACUCAUAAGCAAGGAGGUGUGUCUGCAUACUUCACUGCAAUUAUUGCAGUUUGGGCAACUGGAGCAUCUGUUGUGGCUUCACGUCAGCUUAACAUCUACAAAGUGCAUUUUAGCCUGUUUGGCACUUCCAACGGAAUACAUUUCGUUGUUGCGACAAUCAUCUGUUCUUUCAUAUUCGAAGACGUGUUUCACUUUGAAAUGUACACAGGUUAUGACAUUUUCAUGCUCAAUCUGCAUGCUGCUUGAGGAUGUGCUUUCAUGGCCACUUACUAUGUAGCCACCCAGUACAUGGAAGCCAUUUAUGUAGGACCGAUAAGGAACUUGGAGAUAAUGUUCACCAUCUUCAUUGACAUCUUCGUGUUCAAUUACUCAUUCACUGGGGACGAUAUCUUAGGGAUGUCAAUACUUGCUAUCUGAAUCGCCAUUUUGUUGCUUGUAAAGUUUAUAUAG
This is a messenger RNA of Moneuplotes crassus, 1083 nucleotides long. NCBI's taxonomy places the organism in Eukaryota, Ciliophora, Spirotrichea, Euplotida, Euplotidae. The record is from the annotation of a GenBank genome assembly.